GACGCCGAUCUUCCGUGGUACAUGCGGGAAGACAUCAAGUCGCCGCUCCUCGACGAAAAAAAAACCGCUGUGCCGCCGGUCCCGGCCCAUGCGCCGGCCCAUGUGCUGGAGUUCCUCGGCCUCUUGGCCUCCGACUACGGCAUGGACAACUUGCUCCUUUUCGACAUGGCGGACCUCGACGAAAACCACGAGUACAAAGCCAACAACCGCGGCGUCGACUACAUCAUCAUGGCCACCGGCAAGUCGGAACGGCACAUUCUCAAGGCCGCCACGGAGUUCCGCACGCACAUCAAGCACAAGUACCAGGUGUUGCCCGGCACGGAGGGCUUGGUGUCGACCGCCAAAACGCCGGCCAUGCGCCGCAAGCUCCUCCGCAGGGCCCGCAAGGGCCCGUCGUCCACCGACAACGAGUACGGCCGCGCGGCCAACAGCUGGGUGCUUUUCCACCACGACUCUGUCGACGUGCACCUCAUGACCGCCGACCGGCGCCAGGACUUGAACUUGGAGGCCAUCUGGUGCCGCGCGGAGGACUUGCAUUUGUACGAGCAGACGCCCGCGCCGCCCGUGGACUCCGACCAUAUUUUCUCGGGCGUCCGGUAUCUCCACACGAGAGCAGGCCCGAGCCGUGGUCUCCAUGCCGAUGCCGCAAACGCGUCCCCCAGCGGCCCGGCGUUGGCCCCCGAGCGCCACCUCGAACGCUUGCUAGCUCAGCCGGCGAAUGUCGGCCAGUCCACGCUCACGCGUCUCAAGGAGCACUUUGACACGGACUUCCGGGGCCUGGGCCUCCUGGACUUCAGGGCCAAGUACGCGUUCUACAAAGCCGUGCACUUGCACUGCCCCGAAGCGGUGUCUUUCGACGACGCCGAGGCGGCGCUCUUGGAAAAGUACGCCUCUGCGGCCGCAGCCGGCGACAUGGCCAGGGAGAAGAUCGACGACGUCACGGAGUACGCCAAGCUUCUUCUCGACUCGCCCGCCAUCGGGUCUGGCUGCCGCGAGGACUCGGACGUCGCGUUGGGAAAGCUCGCAAGCUUCAUAUCCGUGCUCUACCGGUUCUCCUCCGACAGGUUCUGCAUGGCCGCCAACGCGGCCUUCAUCCCUCUCCUCUGGCGAUUGACGUUCUGGGAUACGGGCGCAAUGGUGACCCCGCGCCUCGUGGACCAGUUUGUCUGCGGCCGCCAGGUCGCUCACACGCCGUCGGGCGAGCCGCUGGUCACGCUCGCCUCGAACAAUGCCAGAAACGUGCUCACCUUGCUCGACUUCCACAACAAGACGGCCGGGACCGGAAGCUGUCUCACGCCGCAGUUCAAGGAGGCCUUGAUGUACACAUACGGCAAUGCGGGGAAGUGGGACGACUUCUGGGACGAAUGGAACAGCGUGUUUUUCCCGGACUCCCCCGGCCCCGCCUCUGCCUUGACACAAUGGGUGCGCCUUGUUGUCUUCCUCCUGCUCGUCGGCAACCGCGCCCAGAAUCUUCAUUUCUUGAACUUCUACUGGAAGACCGGCUCUGCCGUGAGCGGCACGUUCACUGAGUGCUUCGAGGCCAACGGCCUGAAGUUUGGCUCUGCUGACGAACAGCAAGCCUUCUGCAGAGCCAUGGGUCUGAUGGUC
Molecule: messenger RNA, 1608 nt
Organism: Metschnikowia bicuspidata var. bicuspidata NRRL YB-4993
Lineage: Eukaryota; Fungi; Ascomycota; Pichiomycetes; Serinales; Metschnikowiaceae
Exons: 1
Biological process (GO): mitochondrial proton-transporting ATP synthase complex assembly; mRNA stabilization; mitochondrial gene expression
Cellular component (GO): mitochondrion
Source: RefSeq, a predicted model, not a curated record